This is a messenger RNA of Seriola dumerili (greater amberjack), 1869 nucleotides long. RefSeq names its product complement component C7-like. Lineage: Eukaryota; Metazoa; Chordata; Actinopteri; Carangiformes; Carangidae. Gene Ontology annotation, biological process: immune response. Gene Ontology annotation, cellular component: membrane attack complex. The annotation marks the transcript as partial. The record is from RefSeq and is a predicted model, not a curated record. The transcript is spliced from 10 exons.
AGUCUGAGAGCACUGUGUAUCACGAAUGUGAUAGAAGUGUACGUUGGUAUUUAUUUAUCCCCGUCCGAAAAAACGAUUGCAAAAGUGGGAAUAGCCAUACAUCUACAGCUAGUGGUGUUUCAAGACACAAUGAAAAGCCGAAUGUGCGAGUGGAGGGAGGAGACCCCCAAUAUGGCAUAUCACUGGAAGCAAUGCGGCCCUAUGAUCAAAACAGGAACCAGGAACUGUACUCAAACUGGGCUGACUCUAUCAGGUCAUUUCCAAAGGUCACAAAAAAAAAGCUGCGGCCACUGUCAGAGCUGGUGAAGGAAGUUCAGUGUGCUGGGGUAAAGAGGCUCUACCUUCGCAGAGCCAUAGAGCAGUAUCUUGCUGAGAGCGACCCCUGCCACUGCCGUCCCUGCAGCAACAAUGGCCUGGCUUUCAUGGAUGGAAAUGAAUGCAAAUGCAUCUGUAAACCUGGCACAGAAGGACUGGCCUGUGAGAGGGGAACUGAAGAGGAGGGUCAGCCAGGAGUUAUCCAUGGUAGUUGGUCGUGCUGGUCUGCCUGGUCAUUGUGCUCUGGGGGUCAAAGGUCACGAAGUCGUUCCUGCUCUAAUCCCAUUCCUCAGAAUGGAGGACAAGCCUGUAUUGGAGAACCCACUGAAACGUCUGAAUGUGAAGACCAAGAUCUGCAACACUUAAAAACCAUGGAGCCUCAGUGCUUUGAUCGAACUCUCCCAGCAAGACAGAAUUGUGGAACCCCGCCUGCUCUCAUCAAUGGCUACAUCCUGGACCCUAAGGACAUUUACCUUGUGGGUAGUAGGAUUCAGUACACCUGCACUGAAGGUUACCAUUUUGUUGGUCUCAACACCUUGGAAUGCACUGUUGGUCAAACCUGGUCUUCCAGACUUGGACUGUGUGUGGUUUCAAGGUGCAGGAUCGAGUCCCUCGCUAAUGAUGUCAUAGCCUCUCCAUUAAAGCAGGCCUAUAGCAUAGGGGAGACAGUCACCUUGUCCUGUCCAGAGGGUAGACAGCUACAAGGAGAAGCAACAAUUAUUUGUGACUCCAGUCUGAAUUUUUCACCAAACCCAGCAGACGUUAAAUGCAACCCAGUCAGCAUACCACAAGAACAUAUUCCUACCCAAUGUAAACUGUGGGAGAAGGCUUCUAGAGGAAAAUGUGUUUGCAAAUUGCCCUAUGAGUGCGGUUCUUCUUUGGAGUUGUGUGCCACUGCUGCUGAGGGUAGCAGAAAAUCAUCCCUUCUGACUGUGUGCAAAGUGCACGCACUGCAGUGUGUGGGAAAGCAAUUCACGGCAGCAGAAGACAGCAACUGCAACUGGCCGCAGCGCAACACAGCAGGCUGUACCAACUGUCACAUGUGGGAGACCUGUGACGAUCAAACCAAUGAGUGCCGCUGCAAGGACUCUGCACUUUGCUUGACCCCAGGAUUUAAUGUGUGUGUCCGUAUUGGGGAGGAUGCAACUGCGGCCACUCAGACCAUGAGUGAGUGUGAAGCAGGAUUACGUCGAUGUAAAGGAGAAAAGGUGUCAGUUUUUAGUAUCCAGCCCUGCACUUCCUAAGGAUGCAGGAUGUGGGCUGAGCUUAUGACCACUAAUUUUCAUCUUCCUUUACACAUGCAUCAUCAGUUAUAUUUUUUGACUGAAUUAAUUUUGUUUCAAGUAUAACUACUUAAAUCACUGUAAUGUCACGCUAUUAUGCAUGUAUGAAACAAAAUGUAACAGUAUCAACACAACAAAAAAAUAGUAAAGUAAUAGUAAAGCUCAAUUCCUUCUCAUGGUUGUACUUUUUUUGUCAAAUCCAGUAUAUUGAGAACUAGAGAAUGGCCCAGAAAACAUAAUUAUGGAUGUACUAUCAUUAUAGAUUCAGCAG